CAUCGCAGACGCUUGCAGAUGCUUCCCUCGGCAUCCUCAACAGGCUUUUUGCAAUGCAGAAGUUGGUACGGUAAUUUGGCAACAUUUUACUUCUCAGUGAUCAGGGCGAAGGUGGUUGGAAAGGAAGCGGUGUCUAACGCCAUCAAGUAUGACAUCCAACAGAUCAAGAUGUUCAAAGGUUAUGACCAGGUUAUCCACGCCAUCUACACUUACACCACUUCGUGCAGCGUGACUCUAGAAAUCAACAAGGAAUAUCUCUUCACAGGUGGAAAGGGCAGCGUGGAGUGCGAUUGCGUUAUCUGUGGAUCUGUUGGGGCGGUAUGUGAAAUGUAG
Oncorhynchus keta (chum salmon) is the source of this 333-nucleotide messenger RNA. Its product is annotated as metalloproteinase inhibitor 4-like. The record is from RefSeq and is a predicted model, not a curated record. Gene Ontology annotation, molecular function: metalloendopeptidase inhibitor activity. Lineage: Eukaryota; Metazoa; Chordata; Actinopteri; Salmoniformes; Salmonidae. The transcript has 4 exons. Bases 19 to 333 code for a protein of 104 amino acids.